Messenger RNA from Symsagittifera roscoffensis, 1320 nucleotides. RefSeq lists its product as uncharacterized. Lineage: Eukaryota; Metazoa; Xenacoelomorpha; Acoela; Convolutidae. The record is from RefSeq and is a predicted model, not a curated record. The transcript is spliced from 3 exons. The coding region runs from base 275 to 1246 and encodes 323 amino acids.
GUUGGUUGUUUGCAUCUGGUUUGCACAUUUUGCUUCAGAGAGGAUUGUUUAUGAUGUAUAUCUUGAAUUUGAUGACAAUAUGCAUUCGCGUCAUACUUUCCUGCAGCAUUGAUUGAAGUUUACGAAUCGCUAUUUUUUCUUCCAAAAUUUGGAUCUUAUACUAUAACUUUCCUUUUUUGAGAGAGUUUUUGUAGGAGGUUGCUACUAAGGUAUCGAUAUCGGUGACAAAAUUAGUGAGUUUCACUAAUCAUCAUUUACAUAGGUAGACAGGAUCAUGUGUUUGUGUGGCAGUCAGAAAACAUGGCUGAUUGGGUGGUGGAUUAUUCACUCAAUGGCCGCAGUCAUGUUGAUCUUCGCCUAUGCCGACAGCGACUGGCUAGUUAGAGUGCACUGGAACGAGAAGAUGAUGAAAGAGUGGCCAAAAAAUGUGGAAGUUGGCUACCUGAAGAACGAUAGUGGAGCCGAGAUUAUUACAUACCACGCUGCCAAACUGAAUUUACAUUGGAAAACGGAAUGGAUGAACGACCCUAAGGAUCCAAAGAUGCAGUUCAGAGACUGGAAUCUCCUCUUCACAGAGCCAGACAGUCCCUUUUGGCUAAUUGCACUGGUCGCCAUGCUGGGCGCCAUUCCUCUGUCUCUCAUGCUGGCUUUCCUUCUUUUCCCAUUGAUUUUGUUCUUCGCCGGAUGUUCCAACUGCUCAAUUAGACUACAUCGCAAACUGAACAAAAUCUACAAGCCUUUCAGAAUAGUGUGUCAGAUUCUGAGUUUCUUGCUUGUCGUCUUGAUGGCUACAAUUGUAUUCUGCUUCGGAUAUGGAGUUGAAAACGAGCUUACAACCGGUCAGGUUUACAUGGAUUAUUUAUUCUAUUGCGGCCACCCGAAGCCAUUCCAUCCCGACCUUUGUUCGUUUGGGUUCGGUUAUUGGAAUAUGUGUAUUGCGCUUUUAAUCCAACUAAUAGCUGCUCUUCUCUCAUUGGCUGAAUGCUGCAUAAACUUCCAGCCAAUCAAAGCCGACAAUAGACCGGAAAGCAUUUUUGAAAACCUAAACAUGGACGAUCCUCGAGUCCAGUUCGUGUUGGAGCGACUUCGCGACAUGAGAAACCGAAUGUCGACUGUGAACAUGUCAGUAAGACAUUCAAUGCGACGACAGUCGACGAGACGAGGAACUGUGCUUGGAAAAAAUUGGAGGCCUCCGAGUCAUGAAAUGACAGACGCAUGUGAUGAUUUGACGGGAUCAAAAGUUUAGAUUUGCAAACUAUUAUAGUUCAUUAAACUUUUAUUGUCCAACUUUUUUUAGAAUAUUGAGAAAACUUUUGAGAC